GAGGCUUCAGGUAAAUUUAAUUCCAAAUAUGCAUAUUUUUCUCACAAUCAGAAGCCUACAUUCUCAAAUGGAAAAGUUCUUCAACAGCUUCAGUAUAAAGACUAAAUAUGGAACGAUGGCGAUGACAGUAACGCCGAUCUUCAUCUUCGGUAGUAUUUAUAUUGCAUGGGUUUAUACGGCCCGUGCUUUGAACAAGAAGCCGAAGAAGGCCGUUCAUGGUGUUCUUUCAAGGUCCCUGUCUCUUGGGGCUCUCCAUGGAGGCAAAUUGGCCAUGGAGAGACUGCUCGAUUAUCAACGUGCCGUGGCGGAUGCAGCAACUUUGGAAGCUGCUGAGGUUGAUUUGAAGGCUUUACUUGAAGAGGAAAAACUUGAUUUCAAGAGCUUGCAGCGCACAGUUGCAAAGCUGGAAAUGAGCGGAAAAGAAGGUGAUGCAGUGCAAAUAUUACAGAAAGCAUUGGAGAAUGCCCGAGGUCGAAAGAAAGGACAUGAAGCAUAUGAACUUGAAAUGUUGCUUGUGGAAUUACUCAUCUACAAGGGAGAUUUUGGAAAGGCUUUAGCCUGCAAAUGCUUGGACAAGGAAAUUUCCGACGCUCGUCGACCACUGUAUAAGGCAAUUAUUCACAUAAUGCUGGGGCCCCAGAAAGAAUCAUCAGCAGUCUUUUGGUGGAAAGAAUUUGAUGAGAUGCGGCAGCAAUUCCAGUGGCCACCAAGUUCGGAAGACAAUCAUGUUCCUGAAGCCAUUCAGAAUUUUGAUGAAUUUAAGAAGAUUGUCAAGUUAUUAAAGUCUGUCAUCCUGGAAAAAACUAAGUGACAAAUUACAUCAUUUUCAUAGAUCAUGCAUUCGAAACCAUUGUUAUUUGAACAGAAUGUAAUGAAUCAUUAUAAUGCUGUUGAAAUUUCACAUCUAAUUCUAAACUAUUUUUC
This is a messenger RNA of Mangifera indica (mango), 924 nucleotides long. RefSeq lists its product as uncharacterized. The record is from RefSeq and is a predicted model, not a curated record. Bases 29 to 811 code for a protein of 260 amino acids. Lineage: Eukaryota; Viridiplantae; Streptophyta; Magnoliopsida; Sapindales; Anacardiaceae. The transcript has 4 exons.